ACAUCGUUCUCAAUAUCUAAAUUUGGUAAAAGGAAAAAAUAUAUUGAAACUUCCUUUACCUAAUGUAUUAAUUUGUUUUGGAGAGUUAUGACAAUGAUGUUAGCAGGAUGAAAUCUAUAGCGAUUUUAUUUACGUUUUGUCACCUACAAAGUUAUUUCCACAUCGCUGAAUCCUGUAGAGAUGAGAAAACUGAAAAGUGUUGUUUCAAUUUUCACGAGACUGAAAAUGGAAAGUGCGAAGAGUGCCUUAUUGGGACGUUCGGCGUCAACUGCAGUGGUCGGUGCCCUCUGGGAUACUUUGGGAGGCUAUGCAAUGAAAUGUGUGUUUGCAGGGCUGAUGAGUGCAAUGCCACAUAUGGAUGUUCACCAGAAACAGACUGGUCAACAUUGCUCACAUCAAAAGUACUGAUAAUGGAAUCGGUGUCUUCAAGCCCACCCCAGCCUAUUCCUUCGAGCACUUGGGAAAGAACAACAUUUAUUUUGUUAGGGAGUAUUGGAAUGUUGGUCCUUGUUGGAAUGAUAUACUGCUUUAAGCUUCGGUUCAGUAAAACCAGACGCAGUGUGUAUCCUAACUGUAGAGGUACCCAUACGGAACCUUCAGCUUCCGUCAAUGUGGAUAAUUCAGCACAUAUCGGCUGUUCAACGACAAACGACCUUGACAAAAAACAGGUCGGGGGCAGUCAAACCUACCAAGACAUCGAUGAAUCAGUACAGAAACAGGUGACGUGUGAUAAUGCCUACUGCUUUCGAAAAAACAGCGAUGAUAAAUACGAUUUACACCCUGAUUGUUUGGAAAAUGAUGUCAACUCCUUGGGGAAUGGACAAGCUUGCUAUCCUAACCCUUUACCUUCAGCGUUAAGUGUCUCUGAACAAAAGAUGAUUGCUCCAAAACCUCAGGGAAUGAUGGAUACCGAACUAAGACCAUACAGUUCUGUAAAGUACAACCGAUCUGACGAAAGGACUGUAACAGUUCAGACAAAUACACAGUAUCAAUGGCUGCUACUUCAUAGUGCAGGAAAGCAAGAACAACAAACACGCCAUCGAGAAACAUUCCAGGAUAAGGCAUCAAUAGGAUUCUCCAAUUUUAAAGGAAAUGCGAGUCUUGCCGUAUCGGAUCGUACAGAGAAAAAGUUACCUUCUUUGAUAUAUCGCGACUCUAAUGUAAGCAACUCCACUGCUUGUGUACGCUGCAAAGAGUAUAGGGAAUGUAAAGAAGGGGGUUUGUUAACACACAGAGCGGCCACCGAUGAUUCACACGGCCAGACACAGGAUGCUGACGAACUGCAAUCUUCACCAAAUGAGAAGGAUAAUGUACCUGAUAAUUAUCUGUAUAGCACAUCGUCAUUACGAAUGAGAGUCCAUUCAACAGAAACAGUGCGCAUUUGCAGUAAUAAAAAUUUCGAGGAGGAGGAUCAGAAAAAUUAUUGGCCAUGCACCACAAUUGAUAUCUCCAAACCUAAUAGCGAUGGUGGUUCAUUACCGAAUGAAAAGGAUGACCAUGCAUAUGAAAGCUUAAAUCUGUACGAAGAUCUUGACUUCACUGAGUAGGAAGAUUUGGAGAUCCUUUUAAGAUUGUCCUUAUCAGUUGAAAAGCAUGUCCUGUUUGUCAAAUAUACUUUUGCAUUUCUUAUAGUCAUUCGUAUCAUUUUCAUACCAUAUUUACUUCGUAUGUGCACUUAACCCGCCACAUUCAACGUUGAGAUUAAGUACUUGUUUCAAUAGUAGAUGGGGGAAGGAACAUUAUUGUACAUCAGAAAGACCCUGGGAACGACGAUUUCAUAACGCAUAACAGAGAUAGAGAGAAAUUGAUAGAGAGUGUGUUUGUGCAAUCGUUAUGAUUUUAGAAAUAAAAAUAUGUUUUACUGUGAUGUCAUUUCGUGACGUUGCACGCGCUCAUAGUUGCCACUAUUCGGAAUCAAUACAUGGCUGAUUAUUUGUUUUUGUCACGAUUUAACUUCUCCGCUAUACAGGAUUGAUUUUAUAUACUUAUGUAUUAACAUGGGAUUUAUUGAUUCAUUUUUAUUCAUAUUUGAAUUGGUUAUUUCAUGAUGUUGGAUAGAGUAACUUAUAUCAAUAAACACUGCCAUUCAUUACAUCAAAGUCGCCCAUUUUCAUUAUGUUUUAUUAUUGAUGAUUCGCCUUUUCAUUAACAGUUAUUUUAUUCAUAACAAAUGUGUCAUGUACAUUGUAAAUUUCGGAGAUGAGUUGAAUAAAUUUACAGCGGUGAA
Molecule: messenger RNA, 2227 nt
Organism: Ostrea edulis (European flat oyster)
Lineage: Eukaryota; Metazoa; Mollusca; Bivalvia; Ostreida; Ostreidae
Exons: 8
Coding region: 108-1547 (479 amino acids)
Source: RefSeq, a predicted model, not a curated record